Messenger RNA from Choloepus didactylus (southern two-toed sloth), 4286 nucleotides. RefSeq names its product coiled-coil domain containing 177 (gene CCDC177). The coding region runs from base 330 to 2438 and encodes 702 amino acids. Lineage: Eukaryota; Metazoa; Chordata; Mammalia; Pilosa; Megalonychidae. The transcript has 2 exons. The record is from RefSeq and is a predicted model, not a curated record.
CGAUGGAGCCGGGCUUCCUUUUUUAAGAAUCAGUGUGAUGGAAGAAAGCAGAACCGCGUUAUUUUAGGGAGGCCUUAUCACACUCCCCCUCCCGCGUGUAGGUAGCGUCUGGGGUGUGUGCGCCCCGCUCGCGGGCCCAAUGGAGAGGCGCUGGCGGCGGCUGUGGCGGAAGCUGGGGCUCCGAUCGCUGGUGCAGCCAGCGGUAACCCGACUCCGGCGACACGGGGACUGAAGAGGCGCAAAGGAGAGCGGCGAGCUGCGAACAAAAGCCCUUGGCGCGGGGCCGGAGCCCGCGACUUGCAACUCCUCAAAAGGGCGGAGGCCCAGCCAUGGUGGACCCAGUGCCUGAAGAAGAGAAGGCGGGAGCCGAGCCUGUCGGCUCCGAAGGAGACGAGGCUGCCGCGUCCGUGCCCCCUGAGACCCAAGGUGCCCAGCAGCCGGCGACCGCCUUGGCCUCGGCUUCGGCGGCUGUGCCCCGCAAGGCAGAAGUUCCGUGUGCGGCAGGAGACGGCGGAAGGCGGGAGCAAUCCCCUCUGCUGCACCUCGACCUCUUUAACUUCGACUGUCCGGAGGCCGAGGGCAGCCGCUACGUGCUGACCAGCCCUCGCUCGCUAGAGGCUUGCGCCCGCUGCGCCAUCAAACCGGUGGAGCUGCUAUCGCGUCCACUGGCGGACCUGGUGCGCGAGGCCCCGGGCCGCUCCAUGCGGGUGGCCACUGGUCUGUACGAGGCGUACGAGGCGGAGCGGCGUGCCAAGCUGCAGCAAUGCCGGGACGAGCGCGAGCGGAUCGUGCGGGAGGAGAAGCGUCGCCUCUUCACGCCGCUGGGCCCCGCGGCCGUCGCGGCCUCCGCGGCCUCGGCGCCGAGCGCAGGCAGCAGCAGCAGCUGCAGCAGCGCUAGCCUCCCGGCCUCACCUGGACCGCGUGCGGCCCGCAAAGCUUCUUCCAGCCCUUCCCCAGCCCAGCACCAACCUCCGCCCGCGGGCUCCCGGACAGGUAGGAAGAGUCACUCUCUAGACUCGCUAUCCCGCCGGCGCGAGGGCGCCCUCAGCUCCGAGUCCGGCGCGUCGUCGUCGUCCUACAGCGGAGAGAGCCUGCGAGAGCUACGCUGGCCUCCCCGGGCCUCGGCCAGAAACAGUUGCCCCGCGGGGUCGGCGUCCUCUGCCUCCAACCCUUUGGGCCGUCCAUCUGCCCUGGCCCUGGUUCCGCUCACGGGCCGCAGCUUCAGUCUCGGCGACCUAAGCCACUCGCCGCAAACCGCCCAGCACGUGGAGCGGAUCGUGCGUCAAGUGCGCACCGAGCAGGGCCUGCGAGGAGUGCCGGAGCGCGACCGGAAGAUAGCGGCGCUGAUGCUGGCGCGGCACCAGGAGGAGCGUCUGUUGCUGGAGCAGCGUGCUGCGGCCCACGGUCAGUGGGAGCAGCAGCGCGUGAGCGCCGAGCAGCGCCGCGAGCGCGAGGAGCGCGAGAAGCAGCGCGCCUUGGAGCAGGGCCGUCGGGCCUGGGCCGCGCAGGUGGAGGAGCGGCGCGGCCGCCGGGGCCGAGAGGAGCGCCAGGCGGCGCGGCGGCGGCAGCGGCAGUGCGAGCGCAGCGAGGAGAGGAGGCGCGACCUGGCCGAGCGUCAGGGCUUGCUGCGGCGGGAGCGGGCGGAGCGCGCGGCCACGGAGGACCGGCUGCGCAAGCUGCAGCAGGAGCAGAACCUGAAGCAGCGGGAAGAAGUCCUGCAGGAAGGGCGCGAGCGGGCGGAGCAGGUCCGCAGGGAGCGCGCCCAGCGCGCGGCUCGCGCCAAGCAGCAGCAGGAGGGCCAGCUGCAGCGGGAGAAGCGAGAACUGAGCCGGGCGGAGCGGGCUCGCCACGAGGCUCUGCUGCAGGGCCGCGCCCGGCAGGAGCGCGAAGAACAGGAGGGUCUGCGGAGCUCCCUGGAGGCCAGCUUGGGCCGUGCGCAGGAGAACUACGAGCAGUUGUUGGAGCAGCGCACCCGGGACCUGCGGGAGCGUGCCCGGCGGGAGGAGCUGCAGGGCCGGCGGGCCAAGGAGGCGGCGGAGCGCAAAGGGCGGGAGCAUCAGGCGCACCUGGAGGCCCUGGCCCGGGCCGGGGAGCGGCGGCUGCAGCACGCGGCGCAGGUGGCCGAGGAAGCGGUGCAGCAGAAGGCGCGGCGCGUAGGCCAGAGCCGGAUGGAGAAGGAGCGGACCCAGCGCGCCAACAAGGAGAAGGUGGAGAGGGACGAAGCCUGCCGCCGGCGGGAGCUGCUCCAGGCCAUCGGGCGCAAACUGGAGCGCAGCGAGCAACUGUCUCGGGAGCGGCGCAGCGCGCUGGAGACCUCUCGCUCCACCGCCCGGGCCUCCUUCCACGUUCGCGAGAAGGUGCGCGAGGAGACCAACACCCGCUCCUUUGACCGGAUGGUGCGGGACGCUCAGUUACAUGCUAACCUGGACCGCAAAUGACCAUGGCUCUGUGCCGAGUUGACUGCCUCGCACAGCCCGGAGAGGCCUCCCUGGUCCCUUUUGACCAAACCGUAGAGUAAUCUAGUCAGGGCGCAUUAUCGUGGCCUCUCUAGGCUUCUGACCAAUGAGACAAUGAACGGAUGCCCCUUUGUUUUUAAAAACUUACUUCGUUUGCCGAUGACAGCACAAUCCUUGAUCACAUCCACGCUUGGUGGCUCCCGCUCUGGCCGUUGCAGAGCGUCCUUGUGUGUCUUUUGGUUUGAAGCAGAGAGGUGCCAAGGAGAAAGCGUUCAGUUCAGGACUUGGGGAGAGGGGACCCCUAGGAGUGAGGAAGCACCGAGGUGAUUGUCCCCACCCAUCUGCUGCAGUCAUCCCAAGCUCUUUUCAGAUAUUGGUGUCUGAAAGGACUUCUUUUUCUGCAGCUAAGAUGGCAUCUCCCUGACUCACCUCCAUUUUGACAACUUGGCAAGUUGCACAAAGCUCAGAGGCCUCCCAGAAAAGCACAUCUCUUCCAAGGUGUCAGGCCACACUCAAAUGACCCAAAAAGCUGUUGAUUUUUGUAUGCUUGACUUUUAAUUGGCCACCUGAGCAAAUUCUCUUAGUUCUGAUAGUUUUUCAGUUGAUUCCCCUAGGUUCCUAGUUAGACAAUCAUCUGCAAAUAAUGAUCAAUUUGUAUCUCUUUCUCUCUCUCUCCUGUUCUCCCAAGUGGCACAAGAAGUGGGUUGGAUUGCUGGUGCUGUUUAGCUUUAAUGGAAGCCCCCAGCUCCUGGGGAGGCAGGGUCCCUUAAGCCACAGUGUUCUACCCACGUUAAGCUUCCUCACAGGUUGUUUGGGGGAGGUAUGUCUGAUGCCCCCCACCCAGUGUGGGGCCCGGAGUUGCUGCACUACUCCCAGGCAGACAGCAGCUGUGCCUUAAGGAGCAGAGCUACCUUACAUUUCUGCCCAGGCCAUCCCUGCCUAAAACUCCAGCCCUGGCAGCAGUCCCCCAAGCGUGGGCCCCAGAGAGUUUGGGGUGUAGGAUUUCCUCUGUGAAGGAACCAUCACAACUGUUCUGAGGGCAAUUGGGGUGUCCCUCCUUGGCUGCUUCACUGUGGUGGCUGGAGAGCUGGAAUUGCCUCUUAGCUGUUGAGAGCCUUGCUGCUAUGGUUAGCUGGGGAUCUUCCUCUCUUGCCCUCCCAUGAGGAAAGAGAGAGUCUGCCCUUCAGUUCCUCCUUCCUUCUCACCUGUAACUGAAAGUACUUAAUCAGUCUUUUGGUUCCUCACCUUCCCCAUCCACCCAGUGGGGCCAUCAGUUCUCCUCUUCUGGUACCUCAAGGUCUCCCGAAUCCAAAGUGCCAUCGGUAUUAUUUGUUGGUCUUCUUUGUGCCUUUCUUGACCUGGAGUUGGCAGGCAGGAGGGUUUUUGUUAGCCUAGUUUUUUUCUGAGAAUGAAUCGCUGACAUUGGAAUGGGCACUGCAUCAUGGACAGACGGCCGUUUACCUUCUGGGUGAAAGUACUUGCAAGACCAGGUCACUCCCUCGUCCAUAAGGUCACGGUCAGCCGUCAUCAGACAACUUUAACCCUUAGAGUGCUUCCCUUCCAUGAAGCCAAAAUCCACCCCCAACUCCACCCAAUUAUUGACUCUGCCUUCAUCAGGGGAGGUGGGAAGUAAAGCAAAGCAUCACUUUUUACAUUAAAAUAGGAAUGUAAAUUAAAAGUUACCAAAAAGAAAAAAGAAGAAACAGGGUAGAGAGCUAGUACAUUAGACGCAUUUCAUAUGUAUUCUGUGGGCAGAAUUGUCCCUUAAAUGGCUGAUUAUUCUGCAUAAUCACACACACAUUAUCUCCACCUACCGCCGCCACCCCACCC